GGCCGAAUCAUUCAAAUUUACAGGAAAUAUAACUAAAUUAAUUUCGUUAAAACCAAUUGUCUAUGUUAUCGGUUUGUUUACAGUUUCGAUUUCAAUUGCCUCAGGAAAAUGAAGUAAGAUUCCAAAAUGUCUGGAAUAAGGGUGAAGAAUAUUCCCAAGGAUGUGACUGAAAAGAAAAUAAGAAUCCAAUUUGCAAAACCUGAAAAUGGAGGUGGUAAAAUCAAGAAAAUUUACUUCCCUCUGUUAAACAAUGAUGCAGUCAUAAUUUAUGAGGACAAAUCAGUGGUUGAUAAUGUCCUUCAAACCAGCCAUGUGUUACAAUCCACAACAAUGGUGCUGGAAAGACUACCAGAACACAUGAUAUUCUCCAAACUGAGUGCUCGGCUGGACUCCAAUGCCUCAGUGCUGGUACAGGCCACACAAACCCUCCAGGACGAGAUGAUAUUCGGUGAAGGCAUCCAGAUGGUGUUAGAGGACGACCAGACAUACAGUCUCCAUGGUAACUGGUUCCAGCUGGAGUGGGCGUGGCACUACAUUGACUGCUUUAUGCAGCAACAGGAGAUUAUUCAACACACCAUCUCCAGCCAGACCCAGCAGUACGCGGGUACCCCACACGAGGUGGACAGAUCAGAGCGCAGCAAACACGCUAGUCUCAAUCGUUCACACGAAGCCCGGUCCCCUCCCUUUGAUACUGGACGGCAGGGUGACUUAGGGGCUGAUGGCUAUGUGUCACAGUCCAGAACAGGAACAAGAGACCCUGUAUCAGACUAUGGGGCUGAGAUGCAUCCCUCAAGAUCUAGACUCCGGGAAGAUGAUGAGGAUAAUUUCCAUACAUCAAGAUCAAGACACAGAGAUGAAAGAUCUGGAGCAAGAUCUCAGGCUCAGGACUAUGGGGCUGAUGCAAACCUAUUGUUGUCUGGUGCUACAAGAGACGAAGCUGCUGGGAACGAGUCAGCACAUUUGGAUCAUUCUAUCUCACUUGAUUCUGAGUCUUCUGGAGGAAGCGGGACACGAGGAACAGGAACACGUGGUAGAGACACAAGGGAAACAGGCCAGAGGGACCAGUCUCCACAUUCAGCAUCUGGUCACAGGUCGCCGCAAGCUGGUUACGAUGACAAUGAUCCAGAAACUUCAGAUCAAGAAAUGCGAAGAAAACAGAUGUACGUGGUAGAACAUCAGCUGGGUAAAAGUUCACCAAGCUCUGAUAGAGAAGGUAGAUUUGAUGCUUCUGUUUUGGCUGGAAAAGGUUUUUCUAUUCCCCCUGACACCAUGACGUCCUUAUCUCCCAUGCAGCUUGCACGGUCAGAUGAUCAGAACCAAACUUUCCAAAAGUUUUCGAGCCUUGGCCUUGGCGAUGACAGAAGACAAGCGUCUAAGAACUUCAAGGCUCCUAUUAACGAUGAUUAUUUAAGUUUGAGUAGGAGGUCACAACAUGAACACGAUCAUUCAGCUGCUAUCAAUUUAUGUGUUUCACCACGUGCAACCAGCCCAGUUGAUACAAGCAGUCAUUCAGGAGCCAAAUCGCUACAUCAUGAUUUGCCCAGUGUCAAGAAUAUUCCAGACCAUUAUACGGAGGACCAACUUUUGGCUUCUUUCUCAAUAAAUGGCUUACAGAUUGUGCUGUACUAUGGCGAUUUACGUGAAGAAACUAGCGAUGCCAUUGUGAACCCUGCAAACGAGUCACUUGAGCACUGGGGUGGCCUGGCUUACUUGCUUAGCAAAGCCAGAGGUAGAGAAAUGGAUGAGGAAUGUAGACGGUUUAUCCGAACCAAUGGUAAAUUAAAAACUACAGAAGUGAUGCACACAUCUGGGGGUGGAGCCCUACAUACUUCCAACAUAAUACAUGCAGCUGGUCCAAUGUGGAUAAGUGCCAGCUUCAGGGAGAAAUUUAUGAGGCAACUGACACAGACAUUCCUGAAUUGUUUCACCUACGCUAAUAAUCGCCUGUGGAUCAAGAGUUUGGCUCUCCCUACCAUUAGCACAGGUGUGUAUGGAGCUCCACUGGACAUAUGUGUAAGAUGUUUCCUGUAUGCUGCGCUGCUGUUCACAAACUCAAAUCCUGAGUCUGAGAGAAGAUUAGCUGACGUCCGUCUUGUGAACAACGAUGCCGAAAGUACCGUAACAUCCAUCGUUCUUGUGCAGACAAUGCUAGAAUCAUCAAUCUCAGAAUUGACAGCUGAGGCUGAAAAUAUCAUGGCAACCCCCGCAGAUGAUAGGUUUAGCUUUUUGGAGACUAAAACCAGAUCUUCUGACCUCGGUUCUUCUCUGCGUUUACCUAGAGGCAGACCAGAGAGUAGGCCAUUUACUAGUCCAACCGAUGAAGGAAAGGAGAGUACCUCAUCACUUUCUCGGAGACGAUCCUCUUCCCUAAGCCUUUCAACUUCAAACAAAAACCCUGCGUCGAGUGACACUGGUGUCCUGAAGUCAGCUGGUGCUCGGCCCCAGUUUGACACAAAUCAUAUUGGUACCACAACUAAGCCUCGUUCAGCCUCUGGGGUCCCCAAGUCGGAGAAAUUGGCCGCUGGUUUCAGUCAGACAUUCUCCCCUUCUUCAGCUUCAACUAUGAGUAAAGCUCUUGCAUCAACAUCUGGGACCAGAACUGCUCCCAAAAUCAAAAGCCAGCUUUUCCCUGAAACAAAACUGCACCAAAAGGACACAAAACCAACAUAUUCUGAACAUUCCGCAGGUACAUUUGACAUGAAAAGGGUAAGACCUGCAUUCAGCUCUCCCCAGCCUCAAGGUGAUAGUGACAACGACAGUGAUGAUAGAGGUAACGGCCUUCGCAGUUUGCCUGCUGAUCUGUCAGGAGCUACUAACUACCGUACAAAAUUCCUAGAAGGUGAGAAAAAAGUUCACAUUUGUGCCAUAUGCCUUGAUGACGUAAGAGACCCACACGUUCUGAAGUGCAAGCACGAAUUUUGUCGAUCCUGCAUUGAGAGCCACUUCAAGACCAAACCCUCAUGUCCAAUGUGUGGGUCAAUCUACGGAAAGAUCGUGGGUAAUCAGCCUAUAGGGGGAACCAUGACGAUGUACACGGUACGUGAUCAAUGUAUCGCUGGAUAUGAAAAGGAGGAUGGGAUGAUUGUUAUCACGUACAAGUUCCCAGAUGGAAUGCAGGAUGCCACACAUCCCCACCCUGGCAGGAGCUACAAAGGCAUCAAGAGGACCUGUUACCUGCCCAACUCCGCAGAGGGGAGAGAGGUGAAACGAUUGUUGAAGAAGGCUUUUGAUGCUCGCCUCCUGUUCACUGUGGGUGACUCGAGGACCUCUGGAAAGACUGAUGUUCUCACAUGGAAUGACGUGCACCACAAGACAAGCAUCGAUGGCGGGCCAACAAAGUUUGGCUAUCCUGACCCGAAAUAUCUGAAGAGAGUGAAAGAAGAACUAGCAGCCAAAGGGAUCACCAGCGCCUAACUGCGUGCAUAAGAAGACUUCAACAGCACUGGAUUAGUGUGCACCAGAAGACAUCCGUAACUUAGUAUUGGAGGAGACUCCAUUGACCGCUAAAGAAAGAUGAUUUGAUGCCAACUGUUUGUGUUUGAGGGACUUGAACCAUUCUGCGGGGUUGAUGCUUAAGAAUAGUAGUACAUGUACUCUAAGAAUUGAAGUACCGGUAUUCUAAUUAGAUCCCUUAAUAAACUGGAUAGAAAUAUUUUGUGACAAAAAGGCUGUCCACCUCAGCACUCUGCAACCAAACAAGUUAACUUUAGUGUUGAUCAAAUACAACUAAUCAUGGUUUCUUUGUCAUGAUACACCUCUGAAUCACUGAUUUGUAGAUCUUUUUUCUCACUUAACUAUCACGAUUAUCUGUGUCAUUUGUGGUUAGAUGGAAGUUAAGUGUACUUUAACAGAUUGUGCGAAUUGCCGCUUGUCAUAAACACGUUAAGAAAUGACAAUUGUUGAACAUCUUAAUGUGUUUGAUUUGGUUCAAAUAGAACAUGUAUACCCAUGUUUUGUUCAUUACAUGUAUUUAUUAAUAUUUACAAUUAGAUCAUUUGUUUGUUUUAAGUUCAAACCUAGAGGUACUACCCCAGGGUUGUUUAAAUAUAUUUAUUUUAAUAAAAAGCCUAAAGUCUAUUGAGAUUUUCUUCAGUCAACACAUUUCUUAGUUAUGUGACUUCAAACUUGAUCAUGACUGUCCAAUGAAAUGUUUGAAACUGUGUUGAGCUAGCUUCUUCCACAUGUUUCGUGUAUUUCAAUAGAAACUUGAAAAUAGUCUUAUAAAGCGUAAUUUGCAAGGCACUUGUAUAAUGCACAGGGAUAUAAACAUGUCCGAGUUUCUCACUCUUGAACAUUGCGGACAUAGCAGUAUGAAAGGUAUUAUUCAUUUUUAUGCCCCCCUUCGAAGAAGAGGGGGUAUAUUGCUUUGCUCAUGUCGGUCUGUCGGUCGGUCUGUCGGUCCGUCCACCAGGUGGUUGUCAGAUGAUAACUCAAGAACGCUUGGGCCUAGGAUCAUGAAACUUCAUAGGUACAUUGAUCAUGACUCGCAGAUGACCCCUAUUGAUUUUCAGGUCACUAAGUCAAAGGUCAAGGUCAAGGUGACCCGAAAUAGUAAAAUGGUUUCCCGAUGAUAACUCAAGAACGCUUAUGGUUAGGAUCAUGAAACUUUAUAGGUACAUUGAUCAUGACUCGAAGAUGACCCCUAUUGAUUUUCAGGUCAAAGGUCAAGGUCACUGUGACAAAAAACAUAUUCACACAAUUGCUGUCACUACAACUGAGAGCCCGUAUGGGGGGCAUGCAUGUUUUACAAACAGCCCUUGUUAUAAUAAAGUUCAUGAUUUUAAUGUGGUUUGUUUUGAUUAACUUCGUCAGUUUUUGAGAAACAUUCCAAUGUUUGACAAGUUUGUUAUUUUAUACAACGAACUUAUAAAAAAUUUACCAAUGUUAAUGAUGUGUUAUUUUGAUUUUAAAGGCUAUGUAUAACAUGAUCUUUUGUAUUUUUAUGUAAAUCAGAUAUUUGAGGUUAAUGUAUUUCUUUUAAUUGUUUUGUUAAUCUAUUAUUGAAAGUAUAUUUGUUUGUGACAUUGCACAUGAAACCUUUCAAAUGCCAUAACAUAUAUGUUUAUUUUUUUUUUUAAUUUUAAAUGUUAAUAUAGUUUUAUCAAGAAUCAUGUUUAUUAUCCCCCGCCAUCGGCGGAGGGAUAUUGUUUUGGGGUUGUCCGUCCGUCUUUCCGUCUGUCCGUCCGAAGCCAUAUCUUGGAAGUGCUUUGGCUUUGAAACAUGGCAUGAGUAUAUAUAUAGAUAAGGGGAUGAUGCACGCCAAAUGGCAUUGUACAUCAUCUGUUAAUAACGGAGUUAUGGCCCUUGGUAUCUUGAAAAAAUAAUUCUUUGAGUGUCAAAUAUAACACUUUUGUGUCCAGAAGCAUAUUGGCGGGGGAUAUCAAUUCAACGAAUUUGCUUGUUAGUCCCCUACCGGUUUCACCGGAGGAGACUUAUGGUUUGCGCUCUGUCUGUCAGUCAGUCUGUAAGUCUGUCAGUCAGUCAGUCAAGUCAGUCUGUCUGUCACACUUUUCUGGAUCCUGCGAUAACUUUAAAAGUUCUUAAUAUUUGUUCAUGAAACUUGGAACAUGGAUAGAUGUCAAUAUGGACAAUAUGCACGUCAUUCCAUUUCGUUUCUACGUCAAAAAUUCUGGUUGCUAUGGCAACAAAUAGACUAAAAAUACUGCUAAAAUGGUGAUUUUCUGGAUCCUGCGAUAACUUUUAAAGUUCUUAAUAUUUUUUCAUGAAACUUGAAACAUGGAUAGAUGGCAAUAUGGACAUUAUGCACGUCAUUUCAUUUUGUUCCUACGUCAAAAUAUGGUUGCUAUAGCAACAAAUAUAUAUAAAAAUAUUCUGAAAAUGGUGGAAUUUCUGACAAUGGUGGAGCCGGUAGGGGACUUAUAUUGCUUGACAAUAGUCUUGUUAUAUAUAUGUUGGAAACAAAUUAUUAUCGUUGUUUAAAAUAAAAAAUGAAACAAGAUUGUGAUAUCCAUAUCUAAAAUAUCAGCAGUAUAGGUGUGAUUAUUUUGUCAAUUGAUUUAGUCGAUAAUCUCCAAUUUUUUUCCUUUCAAAAGUUGCAAAAUAUUUGCUUAUAAUGAUAUUAAAUUACGUCAGUUAUCCGUCCUUCAAUAUUCGGUGUUCACUUUAUUAUCCAAAUAAGCAUGUGUUUCCUUAGUCGAGUCAUGAUUUACCAGGUAUAAAACUGUAUUGUGUACAUGUUAAGACAGUAUUAAUACUGCUUCUUGUAUAUCAUGCAUAUUUGUAUUAUGUAAUAUAAUAAUACCACAUAUAAAAUCAAAUUGGAAACAUGAUAGCAAUCUAUCGUGUAUAUUAAAUUACUCAAAGCAUGUCUCGAUAUUAAUUUUAGUAUACGGAACGCACAUCGAAUACUAUACCUUUUGUUUUACAGCAUCAAUUUAAAGAAAACAGUUCCCCUUUUGGGGGUUUUACACACUUUACAUUAGCAACUGAAUAUACUUUCUGUAAUCAUAUCAGGUUGUAGUAUGCAUUAUUAUGAAUAAUAAACAAUCUCACAGAGCAGAA
Molecule: messenger RNA, 6522 nt
Organism: Dreissena polymorpha
Lineage: Eukaryota; Metazoa; Mollusca; Bivalvia; Myida; Dreissenidae
Exons: 8
Coding region: 127-3414 (1095 amino acids)
Biological process (GO): Notch signaling pathway; protein ubiquitination
Molecular function (GO): metal ion binding
Source: RefSeq, a predicted model, not a curated record